GAAGCACUCGCGCCCCAGACCCCGGGGUGAUCAGUUUGGGGGCUACCACCUCCAGCGAGCGCGGAGGUCGCGCUCCUGUUUCGCGCUCCCAGCAUCCGCCGCCAUGGCCUGGACCAAGUACCAGCUGUUCCUGGCCGGGCUCAUGCUCGUCACCGGCUCCAUCAACACGCUCUCGGCAAAGUGGGCGGACAACUUCGUGGCCCCAGGCUGCGGAGGGAGCCAGCAGCACAGCUUCCAGCAUCCUUUCCUCCAGGCAGUGGGCAUGUUCCUGGGGGAGUUCUCCUGCCUGGCUGCCUUCUACCUACUCCGGUGCAGAGCUGCAGGGCACCCAGACACCAGCGUGGAUCCCCAGCAGCCCUUCAACCCCCUUCUUUUCCUGCCCCCAGCCCUCUGCGACAUGACCGGGACCAGCAUCAUGUAUGUGGCCCUGAACAUGACCAGUGCUUCCAGCUUCCAGAUGCUGCGGGGAGCAGUGAUCAUAUUCACAGGCCUGUUUUCGGUGACCUUCCUGGGACGGAGGCUGGCACUGAGCCAGUGGCUGGGUAUCCUCGCGACCAUCGCAGGGCUGGUGGUCGUGGGCCUGGCUGACCUCCUGAGCAAGCACGACAGUCAGCACAAGCUCAGCGAAGUGAUCACAGGGGACUUGCUGAUCAUCAUGGCCCAGAUCAUCGUCUCCAUCCAGAUGGUGCUGGAGGAGAAGUUUGUCUACAAGCACAACGUGCACCCACUGCGGGCAGUCGGCACUGAGGGCCUCUUUGGCUUCGUGAUCCUCUCCCUGCUGCUGGUGCCCAUGUACUACAUCCCUGCCGGUUCCUUCAGCGGAAACCCUCGCGGGAUGCUGGAGGACGCGCUGGACGCCUUCUGCCAGGUGGGCCGACAGCCGCUCAUCGCGCUGGCGCUGCUGGGCAACAUCAGCAGCAUCGCCUUCUUCAACUUUGCAGGCAUCAGCGUCACCAAGGAACUGAGCGCCACCACCCGAAUGGUGCUGGACAGCCUGCGUACCAUUGUCAUCUGGGCACUGAGCCUGACGCUGGGCUGGGAGGCCUUCCACCCGCUGCAGAUCCUUGGCUUCCUCAUCCUCCUGACGGGCACAGCCCUCUACAACGGGCUGCACCGCCUGCUCCUGAGCCGCCUGUCCAGGGGCCGGCCCCCGGCAGAGGAGGGCGAGCAUGAGAGACUGCUGGGGGGCCCUCGGACUGCCAUUAACGAUGCCAGCUGAGCCGCCUGCUCUACGGCCACCUGGACGCUCCUUGUUCCCCCUGAGACUGAGGCAACGUGGGCUGGUGAACCUCAAGUGCCCUGCCCCCGAGGCCUCGCCCUGCCCCCUCCCCACAGACCCCCCCCGCCCAGGGCAGCUGCUGCCACAGAAGAUGACACAACACCCAGGUCCUCCUUUGUCACCACCCCAUUCAGGCCUGAGUGCAGUGCCCGAUCCCCAGCAGGCUUCCCCAGCCCCUCCUGCAACACUAGAGCUAAAUCAUGGAGUAGAAUUGCAGGAACCAACAGCCCUAGGGUUUCCUCCUUUAUCGUAAGCUAAAUGUGGUUCUCCCAAGAAGAGAGGUCACUGAGGAAAUUCUAAUAGAACUAAGCACCACAGUUUCUAAAACUUGUAAGAUACUCCCUGACCGUGUCUGGGAACCGAGGUUUCAGCCAGGGCCUUGCCGCAAACUCAGUGUGUGCUCCCCAGCCCUGUACCUGGUCGCUCUGGGCCUUGGCGUCCUGCUCUGCAGAAGGUGUCCACGGUGUGGCUUCCGUGCCUUGCGGCCCACCUGGGCCCAUUCUGCAGGCCUGUGGUUUUGACCAACCUGGCGAAGGAGUGACAGCCUGUUUAUUGAAGAUGCCCCCUGCCCACGGCCCUCCUCCCCACGCCUGCUCUGGCAUCCUUGCUCACAGCUUGAAGUCCUCCCCACCUGGGAGAAGUUACGGGGGGAUCUCCAGGCAGCCCUUGAUAAUAGCUUUUAUGAACUCUUCACCUUCCAUUUUAAAGAUGAGGAAACUUGAGUCCCAGAGUUAUAAGUUGUUUGGCAAAAGGGCUCUCCUGCCACGGGCUCUGGCUGUGCAGCCACACGACCAGGCAGUCGGCUGGGUUGUGGAGCACGUCUGGGGUUCUGCCUCACCCCAGCAACCCGGCAGACACCAUGGAGAACCCUCCAGGGUGAUGGGUUUACCGGGAGUCUACCGUUGAGAGUGAUGCUGGUAUCAAAGGCGUUAUGUUAAGUGCUUAGCUUUCAUUCUCUUGCAUAACUGUGCACAGGUGGAUGCAGGUGAGAAAAGUGUGGCCCAGAGAAGGUCAAGUGACUUCCUCCUGGAGCCGGUAUUUCAAGCUGGGUUUGCCUGAUUCCAAACCUGUGGGCCCACUUACCGUAAGAGUCUCUGAGAUCUUUGGGGGUACUUCCUGUGGCUGGGAGAGAGGCAUCCUGUGCUGUUAUCCUCCCAGUAACCCCACCCUGAAGAGAGGGGACUGGCAGCAGGGACCCCAGGGAGCUGAGCGGCCCUUCAUUCCAGGAGUCCUCUCUCUGUGGCAGAUCACUUUCCCGGGCAGCUCAAUCGUGAAACAAAUACCGAAUGCCUUCCUUAAAGUAGAUCCUGGGAGAAGGGAUCUCUGACAAGCAAAGCCCUCGGGCUGUGGGAAUCCAGCAGGUUCUUACCUUCGGGAGAGAAAGGCCUCUCCAUCCCACCAGCUCCGAGUCUCGGGGGGGCCCUGAGCUCCUCUGGGCCGCGGUGUGUGUCACAGGAAGAAGGAAAUGGAGAUCGAGGGUGGUGGGUGCUAUAGCUCCUUUGUCCAAAAAACCGGGGCCUUACAGUGUUGUUUCAGGCUUUUUAUUUUUAAAAAGCAGAGGGGAGUUGGCAGUGUGGACUUUUUUCUUUAAUGAGAGGGAAGGAGCACAAGGGUUAGGACAUUCCUGGAGGUAACGUCUAGAACGUUGGAUGGAAAAGCUGUAAAGUACCAAAGCACAGAAAUCACGUGUGGAUUUUAGCAUGGAAGGGUUGGGGGCAUUAUAAUGGGACUUCAGUGGUGAGAGGUGGCAGAGGAUGGGGAGGGGACUUAUGGUCAGGCCUGCCACCCGCUCAGGCAACUCGCUUUAUCUUCUGGAGCUUUGGGUCUUCACAUCUCUAAAAUGGGGAAGCCUGCAUCUCACAGGAUGGCUGUGAAUAUUACCUAAGAUAUAAAUGGAAGGUGGCUGUAAAUGCCAACGUACAGUGGAGCGUCCUGUAAGGCGGCACUGCCCACCGGGGUGGUCUGUCAGGCACUGAAGUCCCAGCAGAGCCAUGGUGGGGGGCGUCGGUUUUGCUCGGAGGGGGAGAAAUGUUUUGUGAAAACAUACCGUUGUGGAGUGGAGUGUAAACUUCGCAUCUUUUAUAAGAUAAAACAGGAUGCCUCAUAAAAUUUUUAUGUUGACCCUAAGUACCCUUCCAGACCCUGGAGGUGUGUCCUCUCUAUCCUAGUGUCUGGGGUGCUUCAGAGGAUGAGUUUGAGAGGCCGUGCUGUGUCAUGCUGGUAAUGGGGGCGGAGGGGGAAAGAAUCUCCACUCUCCUGCUGAGUCUAGAGGGUUGUGAGGAAUGUCUGUAGCUGUGGCCUACUGCUCUGAGUGGAAUAAUGGGGCCCUGGACCCCAAAUUAGAAUUGACUGAUAACAGACUUCUGUAAACAUCAGUUCAAAUACAGUGUAAUUCAGACCAUCUGCACUGUAGUGAACUAACCAGUCCCUGCCCCAUUCAUAGUGGUCCUGGGGGACCCUGGGGCUGGGGUGUCCUCCAGGACUGCCAUCCAGGUCCUGGAGUAGCCCUCAGGCUUGCUGCCCACAAGAGGUUUAGGACCGUGCCAGGUGGUUCCAUUCGCCUUCGCUCUGUCCAAAGGUCUCUGUACUUCAACAAGCAAAAAGCACUCAGAGAUCAGAGGACGGUAGGAGGAUUGGAGCAAACAGCCAUGUGGUUUAGGGGGAGCCAGAGAUAUGUGUCCUCAGCUCCGUCUCUCCCUUCACUGGGUGGCUUUGGACAAGUGAUGUUACCUCUCACCAUGAUCAAGUGGGAUUUAUUCCAGAGAUGCAAGGAUGUUUCCACAUCUGCAAAUCAGUCAGUGUGAUACACCACAUUAACAAAAUAAAGGAUAAAAAUCAUAUGAUCAUCUCAGAUGCAUAAAAAGCAUUUGACAAAAUUCAGCAUCCAUUUAUGAUAAAAACUCUCAACAAAGUGGGUAUAGAGGGAAUGUAUCUCAACAUAAUAAAGGCCAUAUAUUACAGGCCCACAGCUAACAUCACACUGAAUGAUGAAAAAAGCUGAAAGCUUUAAGAUUGGGCAUGAGACAGUUUUUCCCACUCUUGACACUUUUAUUCAACAUAGUAUUGAAAGCCCUAGAUAAAGCAAUUAGGCAAGAGAAAGAAAGGAAAGGAUCCAAGUUGGAAAGGAGGAAGAAAAACUGUCACUAUUUGCAAAUGACAUAUUAUAUAUAGAAAACCUUAAAGACACCAUCAAAAAACUGUUAGAACUAAAAAAUUCAGUAAA
Messenger RNA from Physeter macrocephalus (sperm whale), 4502 nucleotides. It is a transcript of the gene SLC35F6, whose product is annotated as solute carrier family 35 member F6. The transcript has 6 exons. Bases 104 to 1219 code for a protein of 371 amino acids. The record is from RefSeq and is a predicted model, not a curated record. Gene Ontology annotation, cellular component: membrane; intracellular membrane-bounded organelle. Gene Ontology annotation, biological process: transmembrane transport. NCBI's taxonomy places the organism in Eukaryota, Metazoa, Chordata, Mammalia, Artiodactyla, Physeteridae. Gene Ontology annotation, molecular function: transmembrane transporter activity.